AUGGCGUACAACAAGUCCUACAACCCAGAUGCGCUACCAGCGCAUGCAGAGCCUGAGCAGGUGGCUCAGAUGAUCGGUGCGAUGCAAGUAAACUCUGGAGGCCAACCAAAACCUCCUCGAGCGCCUCACAAUCCGUCGAUGAGCAGUGUGCCUCCGCGAAUUCCAGUUUCCAAUGCCCACAGUGCGCCAGCACCUCGUCCGGGGCAAGGUCACCCCGCCUACAACAAUAACAAACCUCUCCCUCCCACCGGAGGACCUCCUCCAGGCCCGAGUCGAACACACCCAUUACACCCAUCUCCCCCGCCCCAAAAUUAUGGCUUCGGACCGCCGCCUUCGCAACCGAUACGCAACCGACCGCCUCCGUCCUCUCAACCCCCUCGCUCCCCCCACCCUCCGCCACUGGCGAUGCCCAACGAUGACCCGCAACAGCUCUUCCCCCUGUUCCGCGCAGCGAACUCGUCGCAUUCCGGUUCGCUCACGGAAAUGGAGCUGGGAUCGGCGCUGGUGAACGGGGACUACACCUCGUUCCACCCGAAGACCGUGAAGAUGAUGAUUCGCAUGUUCGACCGCAACAGCAGCGGGACGAUCUCGUUCGACGAGUUUGUGUCGCUGUGGCGGUACCUCGCCGCGUGGCGGGAGCUGUUCGACCGGUUCGACGUUGACCGCAGCGGGCGCAUCAGUCUGCGCGAGUUCGAGGAUGCGCUGGUCGCGUUCGGGUAUCGGUUGAGCCAGCCGUUCGUGUCGGUGCUGUUUACCACGUUCGAAAGCAAGGGGAGGCAGAUGAAUGGACCCGGCAAGGGACCCGGCCCGGCGGGCAUGAGCUUUGAUCUGUUUGUUCAAGCGUGUAUCAGUCUGCGUCGCAUGACGGACGUGUUCAAGCGGUACGAUGACGACCGCGAUGGGUAUAUCACGGUGAGCUUUGAGGAGUUUUUGACUGAAAUUCUACAGCUGCAGGAUUAG
Messenger RNA from Aspergillus terreus NIH2624, 960 nucleotides. RefSeq names its product EF-hand domain-containing protein. Lineage: Eukaryota; Fungi; Ascomycota; Eurotiomycetes; Eurotiales; Aspergillaceae. The transcript is spliced from 4 exons. The record is from RefSeq and is a predicted model, not a curated record. The coding region runs from base 1 to 960 and encodes 319 amino acids. Gene Ontology annotation, molecular function: calcium ion binding.